Myodes glareolus (Bank vole) is the source of this 2032-nucleotide messenger RNA. It is a transcript of the gene Hdgfl1, whose product is annotated as HDGF like 1. NCBI's taxonomy places the organism in Eukaryota, Metazoa, Chordata, Mammalia, Rodentia, Cricetidae. The record is from RefSeq and is a predicted model, not a curated record.
UGCCAGCGUCCUCGAGAUGGACCCACUGCGCAUGCACACUUGGGCCAGCGGCCUGCGCAGACGCGGUGGUCAGCUUCCGGUCGCCAAGGUGGGGCCAAGAGCACUCGCCAUGUCUUGCUACAGCCGCCCGAAGUACAAGACAGGGGACCUGGUGUUUGCCAAGUUGAAGGGCUAUGCCCACUGGCCAGCGAGGAUCGAGCACGUCGCUGAACCCAACCGCUACCAGGUCUUCUUCUUCGGGACCCAUGAGACGGCUUUGCUCGGCCCCAAGCACCUCUUCCCUUACGAGGAGUCCAAGGAGAGGUUCGGCAAGCCCAACAAGAGGCGAGGCUUCAGCGAGGGGCUGUGGGAGAUCGAGCAUGACCCAAUGGUCGAGGCCUCCCCUUGCCUGUGCUCAGAGGAGGAGCAGCCCUGUGAUCAGGAUCCGGGGCAAGGGGAGGAGCCGGAGCCCGGGCAGGAGCCGGAGUCUGGGCAGGAGCUGGAGCCUGAGUCCCGACCUGGGGUGGAGCCCCGGCCUGAGUCCCGACCUGAGCUGGAGUCACAGCCGGGGCCUGAGGUCGAGUCUGAGCAGGAGCCCGAGCCACAGCCUGCCUAUGACCUGCUGGACGCCGUGGACGAAGAGCCAGGCCUUGCCGAGUACGAGCCGGGAGAUCAGCAGGCCGAGCAGGUGGGAGAGCAGCAUGCUGAGGCCGAGGCUGAGGCCGUAGAGCCAGGGCGUCUGAAGAGGAGCGCGGGGGAGCAGCUUCAUGAAGCCCCCAAACGGCCAAGAGAGGCGGCGCCCGGUCCGCUGGAGAUGGAGCCGGCUGGAGAGCGCGAGGAGGCUGAGGCCUGCCCCAUCGUGGAGGAGCCCGAUGAAGCCCAGGAGCAGCAGCCUCCUCUGCUGGAGGAAGAGGCCACAGAGGAGGCGGUCCAGGCCCUGAUUGUUGGAGAAAUGGAAGGCCUGUAGUCACGGUGUCAGUAGAAGAGCCCUUUACCCGUUCCUGGUACCACCUGACUGUGACUGCCGAAACCCACUAGGGUUCAGUCCUCACCCCAGUCCACAGCUCCUUCAUUUACUCACCUUCUCCAAGCCCGAAUUCCUGGGAUGGGUCAGAUAGACCGCUUGACAUCAACUUUGUGCCUUCAUUCGCGGCCCCCUUCCCUCCCUAAACUCUGAUGGGCAUUUUAGAUCUCUGCCUGGAUACCAGGAGUGAAGGGAUGGAGGAUAGAGAGCAGAAACGAAUUUCAAAGGUCUGGGAGGGGCAGUGUGUAAACUGGUGAUGUUGAUACUUUGGGGUCAUGAUUCUAGUCUCCCCAAGUCCCUGUCUCCUCCUCCCUUAGCUCCAUUCCCAGUGGUAUAGGUUUGGUGGGGGAGGGACCAGUAAAGUUUUCUGUUGGCCUAGGCAGUUUGGAAGUUGAUGUUCUUUGUUUUGUUUUUCAUUAAAACAUUUGGGGCUCCCAAGUUGUAAGAUCUGAAGACUUUACCUGUCCUUUUGGAUUGAAGUGGUGAGACAUUAUCCUUUCCAUAUAUCUCUUGGACCACUCCCUUGGGGAGACCUCUGCUGCCCCUCUCAAUUCACCUUGGAGCCCCAAGGCCUUUGGUCAUAUAUAUCACUAGAACAUAAGACUUUAGGAAUCACCUUUGUUUUAAGAGGAAUUUUAUUUUAUUUAGAAAAACCUUUGCUUGUGCCUGCUCCUAGUUUUUCCACGACCAAUCUCAUUGCCAUAUGAACCAGGAAUUCCCUUUUGAUUUGGGAUUUGAUGACCUUUUUGUUGUUGGGGCCUUUCUUUCCUUGUGAUGUUAUUUCCAUCUACAUGUACCACCUGGGCCUCUCAGUGUUGUCACCUGCUGCAAAAUGUAAUGAGCUGAGAAGUUGAGUGUCCCUUCCUAACAUCUUGUCUCUAUGUACCUUUGUGCCUGGACCCUUUUGUCCCUGCCCUUUUCCCUCGGGCUCUGAUGAAAAAAAUUAACUAUACUUUUGGAGAUUUAGGUCUGAGAACCGUAGACUAUUUCAGUUCUAGGAAAUAAAACCGUUGAUUAUUUUAAAACAAA